AUGUCGUACCAGUCUAGUUGGCACACGGGGCCGGCUCCCGACCCCCAAGACAUAAUGAGGGAUAGGGACUCGUUGCGUCUGGUGAUUGUUCAAGCGCCGCAACACGCCAAAAUAGCAACUGGUAAAGAGAAAGAUCGUAAACCUAUUGACCCUCCACCGAUUCUCAAAAUCGACCUCAGAAGUCACAAUCAGAAUUACGCAAACUUCAUUCUGUCUAGCCCUAGCUUGUUCGUCCAAGUCUACCUCAAGCCCGGUGAUAAGAAAACCAAAAUGGAUCCCGAAACCUGUGCAAAAGGCUUGGUGGGAUCGACAGUAUCCUCCCUGCAAAAGUACAAGAGUAUCGAUGGCCAGGACGAAGGCUACUUCGUUUUUCCCGACCUCUCUGUCAAGAUGGAGGGCUUUUUCAAGCUGAGAUUUGCGCUGUACAACAUGAAGGGCGGCGAGGUGUAUUUCAUGACAGAGAUGGAAUCCCACGGCUUCCAAGUUCAUACGGCGCGGUCCUACCCUGGAAUGAGUUCCUCAACGGAUUUGACCCGUCAUCUCAGCGAUCAAGGUUGUCGAUUGCGGAUUCGAAAAGAUUCGCAAGUUGUCAAGAAUCGCAAACGACAGUUCCAAUACGGCAUGGACUCUGAGCAAAUGCGCAGCGUCCGGCAACGCCAGGGCAUGGCUCAACUAGCCCAGCAAGCCCAGCGCUCGAAAGAUCUCGCACAACAGCAAGGCUUCUCCCACCAAGGCUCCGCGACGGGAGUUCCAAGUCCGGCAUCGUCUUCUCACGGAAGCGCACAAGCAUCUGCCGGGACAAUAAUGCAACAGACGAGUCGGCACCAAGUCCAGGCGGUCAGCUACGCGCAUCCACAGCCUUUGAUGGCACAUUCCAUGCCAGGGAUAAUGGGCAUGCAGUUGCCGCAUUCGUCAGUGUAUCCGCCACCAACGCCAUCUUCUGGGCUGUCGGUUGCUUCGCUUCCCUCUACUUCACCUACGCAGAGCCCAGACUUGGUGACGCCUUCAUACUAUCGGCUCGACGCAGGCCUCUACGAUUAUACGGCAACUCAAAACAGCUUGGGGGACACUUUUUUCCCGCAGUCUCAUCAGCCUUACAAGACUGAGCAAUAUUGGGAGAGAGACCCGGAUAGUAGGAUUAACAGUCAUGGGCAUGGUCACGGCCACAGCUAA
Colletotrichum paranaense is the source of this 1173-nucleotide messenger RNA. RefSeq lists its product as uncharacterized. The transcript is spliced from 4 exons. The record is from RefSeq and is a predicted model, not a curated record. NCBI's taxonomy places the organism in Eukaryota, Fungi, Ascomycota, Sordariomycetes, Glomerellales, Glomerellaceae. The coding region runs from base 1 to 1173 and encodes 390 amino acids.